Messenger RNA from Didymosphaeria variabile, 1515 nucleotides. RefSeq names its product multicopy suppressor of BFA (Brefeldin A) (gene BFR1). Gene Ontology annotation, biological process: intracellular mRNA localization. The record is from RefSeq and is a predicted model, not a curated record. Bases 1 to 1515 code for a protein of 504 amino acids. Gene Ontology annotation, molecular function: mRNA binding. The transcript is spliced from 3 exons. Lineage: Eukaryota; Fungi; Ascomycota; Dothideomycetes; Pleosporales; Didymosphaeriaceae. Gene Ontology annotation, cellular component: endoplasmic reticulum; ribonucleoprotein complex; nuclear outer membrane-endoplasmic reticulum membrane network.
AUGGCCGACACCGCCGCAGCUCCCGCCGUCUCGAAGGGCGAGACCGAUGCGAAGCAGCAAUUCGUGCGCCCCGAGAAGCCCGACGAGACCGUUUACAAGGACCACCUUUACAAACUGGAAAAGACCCAUGCUGAUUCACAGGCCAAAUUCAACGCCGCAAAAGCAAAGCUCGACAAUGCCCGCCCUAACAACAAGGAUUCGCCGAACGCUGUACGCCAGCAAGAGCUCAAGGCGGAGCUCACCAAGAUCCGUCAAACGCAGCAGGGCCAAAAGAGUUCGCGUACGGCCGUCCUAGACAAGAUCAAGCGCCUCGACGAGCAAUUGAAGGGCCGCAUCGGCGAGCUCAAGACGGCCAAGGGCAAAGUGAACUUCAAGAGCGUUGAGGAUGUUGACCGCGAGAUUGCGCGCCUUCAGAAGGAGGUAGACACCGGACGCAUGAAGAUCGUUGACGAGAAGAAGGCACUCAAUGAGAUUACGAACCUCAACAAGGCCCGCAAAAACUUCUCGGGUUUCGACGCGCAACAGAAGUCGAUCGACGAUCUCAAGGCGCAAAUAGCUGAGCAGAAGAAGCUCCUCGACGACCCCGAGCAAAAGGCUCUCAGCAACAAAUAUACUGAGCUUCAGGAUGAGCUGGACAAGCUCAAAGCGGAGCAGGACGGGGCUUUCAAGAACAUGAAGACUCUCAUGGAGGCUCGGGAUAGGGCGCGUGAGGACCAGCAGGCUAAGUUCCAAGCCAUCAAGGAGCACAAGGACAAGUACUACCAGCAGAAGCGCGCGUUUGCUGAAUAUGAUUUCCAGGCCCGCAAGGCCCGUCAAGAGCGCAAGCGACAGGAACAAGCAGAGUACCAGGCCAACAAACGGAAGGAAAUGGCUGCAAAACGUCUUGAGGAAGCCAGCGCUCCUGCAUACCAGGAUGAGAUCCUCGCCUCGGAGGGCUUGAUACGCUACUUCGAUCCAUCGGCACUGCCCGCGAAGGAGACGGCAACGACCAGCAAGUUUGCUGCUUCUGCCCAGCGGACUGUCGACGACUCUGGUUUGAAGGGAACCCGUCUUUCUAAGAAGGGCGAUGAUGAAGAGAACUACUUUAUUGGUACCAGCGGAAAGAAGAAUAAAAAAGGACGGAAAGCCGCUGCCCCUCCAUCUGAGAAGUUCAAUCUGAACAUUGGUAUCCUCGAUGAGCUCGCCAAGGUUGGAGUGAACCCGCCGUCCGGCCAGGCAGAUGUCCCCGCCACCGUCGAGAAGCUGAAGGAGAAGCUUGAGAAGUGGAAGGCUGAGCAGGACGCAAAGACUAAGGAGAACAUCGCAAAAGCGCAAAAGGAAAUUGACCGCUUGGAGGCUGAGGAGGCCGAGGGUGUGAUAGACAGUGCGCGUAAGCCAGCCGAGAAGAACCAGGCUGUCAACGGCGGCCCUGUUUCGGCGGCAGCCGAACUUCAACAGGAGAAGGCUGCAGAAGCCGACGUGGCUGAGGAGCUCGAGAAGGCGAAGAUUGAGGACAACGAGGCUCCCGAGUCGUAA